AUGAGGAAAGCGGACACUUCCAACCCGAAAAUUUUCCUCCAGAAACGUCAAGUAAAAACGUGGUUAAGACUCGAAAAAUAUAUCCCUUCAAGAUGUUAAAUGUGUUAAUGAGAAGUGGAGGAAUCGCCUUUUUGAUAUAUAUGGCUGUCAUUUCCCAGCCUGGCUCGUCUUUAUUCUCGUUCCAUCCUUUUCUAAUGACAGCAGCUUUUACAGGUUUGAUGACAGAAGCCCUAUUAAUAUUUUCCAAAUCUGGCCUGGCCGCAGGUGCCCUUCACAGUACGAGAGUAACUAUACACUGGAUUCUCUUAUUAUUAACCGCAGUCUGUCACAGCCUGGGGUUUGGAGCCAUCUAUUUCAACAAAGAGUUAAACGAUAAGCCGCAUUUUACUUCCUGGCACGGCACAAUAGGUCUUGUAGCUUCGGUGUUCCUUGUCCUUCAGCUAAGCGUGGGUGUGUUUGCCAAGUACCCAAAUCUCCUGAAAAUGUUCAUGCAUGCAAGGAGGGUGAAAGCCAAUCAUGCGGUAGUUGGGAUGCUGACGUUUAGUCUAGGUAUGGUCGCCACUUUACUUGGGUUUUGGAGUACUUGGUUUGCCAACAAUUCAUCGGCAAUGGUGUCGUAUGGCUUUAUAGGAUUCCACGCUGUUUUGCUUGUCAUAAUAGUCCAGAAAGUUUUAAAGAAGUAUGUGUUAUGAUUAUGAUUGUUGUUGUUAUUUUGUCUUUGUGUUUUGUUUUUAAUGUUUGUGAUUGAAGUGUGUUUUCCAAUUAGCUUGCUGUGUUAAUGGUGUAAUUUUCUGGUGAAAAAAAACUAGUAUUGCAUAUACAAAAAUCCCUAUUGCAAAUGCACUGCAUAAUAAUUAUUAUGGUGUAUUGUGAUUACUUUCCAGUGCUACAUGACUAAAGGUAUGAAUUUUAAUGUUUUGUAAAUUAUUUAUAAAAAAAAAUUGUAGUGUAAAGUGAAAAUUGCAAAAAGUGAUAUUUUAGGAUUGUGGGCAUUUGGUAUCAGGAAAUGUAUCCUGGGAUACUUCUGUUUUUAGAUAGCAGACUUCAGCUUUAUGUUAAAUAUUUCGUACUUUGGUGCUUUACGAAAUGAGACAUAUUAUUAGAAUCAUAAGCAAUUCUAUCUUGCAACUGUCUUUUGUACAUUAUAUUUAACAGAUUUACCAGCAGCCUGUGAGGUCAUUUAUUGGCUGAGUAUUUGCUAGUUUAGCCACUUCUCAGACUUGUCAUAUAUAUAUUUGGAUUCAUGCAUUCAGCCUCAGUUGUCCAAAGGGGAAAUGUCCAAUGCCUGGCAGCUAAGCGUUGGUCAGGAGCAUUUCACCUUUGUUUAAUACAAACUACUGCUGAUACUGAUACUAUUAGUGCAGCUAGUUCGAUUAUUAAUACUGUACUGUACUUAAGCAGUAGAUGUUUUGUUAUCUAAUUCUUGAGUGUCUAUUUCUGAAGAAAGAUACAGCAACUUGGAUCUGUUGUUGCAGCCACUGUAAUUUUAAUUGCCAAGAAGUUAAUUUUUGUACAAAUAGUAUCAGUGUU
This is a messenger RNA of Penaeus indicus, 1530 nucleotides long. RefSeq names its product transmembrane reductase CYB561D2-like. Gene Ontology annotation, molecular function: transmembrane monodehydroascorbate reductase activity; heme binding. Bases 93 to 692 code for a protein of 199 amino acids. NCBI's taxonomy places the organism in Eukaryota, Metazoa, Arthropoda, Malacostraca, Decapoda, Penaeidae. The record is from RefSeq and is a predicted model, not a curated record. The transcript is spliced from 2 exons.